UCCACAGCCACUCUGCGGUUGGGGAUCGAAUGGGCAUCUGGAUGAAGACUGGCACUAGUGUAGAGGCAAAAAGAAUAACAGAAGGAAAGAAAGUUUAGGAUCUUACUUUUGUUGGCUGAAAGGUGUCCAAAAAGCAGUCUGGGAUGAACUUCAAUUUGGGCUUGAAAGCAGGGUUGGGAGACUCAAGUUCAAUGGAGAACUUGGAGAAGCAGCUCAUUUGCCCCAUUUGUCUGGAGAUAUUCACUAAGCCUGUGGUCAUCUUACCCUGCCAGCACAACCUCUGUAGGAAGUGUGCCAAUGAUGUUUACCAGGCCUCUAGCUCUUUUUGGCAAAACCGGGGCUCUACCACUCUGUCUACAGGGGGACGUUUCCGCUGCCCAUCUUGUCGCCAUGAAGUGAUAUUGGACCGGCAUGGUGUAUAUGGCCUUCAGAGGAACCUGCUAGUGGAGAAUAUCAUUGAUAUCUACAAAUCAGAGUCUACCAGGUUACUCCUGCCCAAAACAGACCAACAGCAGCUGAUGUGUGACCAGCAUGUGGAGGAGAAGAUCAACAUCUACUGCCUCACCUGUAAGACACCGACAUGCUCCAUGUGCAAGGUGUUCGGGGCUCACAAGGACUGCGAUGUGGCCCCACUGCCGGUCAUCUACAAGAGACAAAAGACAGAGCUAAAUGAUGCCAUAGCCAUCUUGAUGGCAGGAAAUGACAGAAUACAGACCCUGAUCUCACAGAUGGAGGAUAUUUGUAGGAAUGUCAAGGAAAAUGGUCGUCGACAGAAGCAGCACAUCUCUGAUAAGUUUGAUGAACUUUUUGCCAUCCUAGAAGAGCGUAAAAGGGAACUAGUAGAGACUGUCGGCCGUGAGCAAGACCAAAAACUAGGCCAUGUUCGCUCCCUUAUCCGUCUCCAAGGAGACCACUUAGAGAUGUCCAUCAAACUGGUGGAAACAGCCGUCCAGUCCAUGGAGGAACCUCAGAUGGCUGUGUUUCUGCAGAGUGCAAAAGAAGUGUUCAAGAAGAUCACAGAUACUGCCAAGGCCACCAACAUUGAGCAGACGGAGGCAGGCUUUGAGAGCAUGGACCACUUCACCAUCAACACGGAGGAUGUGGCCGACAUGCUGAGAGGCAUUGACUUCCAAUCAGGUGAAGACGGAGAAGACGGCAGUAAUGAAGCUCCUGAAGACCUGACCAACUCACCUGGUCAGAGUGGUGAAUCAGGGAGAUGCUAACUUGUUUUUAAACCCAAGGGUAUUUCCUGUACUGACUUAAGAGAGACUAUAAGGAGGAGGUUUUAUUUAAUCCUUUCAACAUGGCAAGAGCUUCUUUCAUCUGGCAUUUUGUGGCCCUAAGACUCUGAGCUAUAGUUCAGUGAGAGGAAUUACAAAUGUAUUCAUAGCUUUUACAUUCUGGAUGUUUAAAACUGUGUUUAUGAUGCAGCUUUUGGUCUUUUUGGAUCACAUAACUUUAGCAGAGUUGAUACCACUUAAAGUUAGAGAACGUAUGAAACCAGAAAACAUGUGUGGGUUGUCCAAAUGAUAUAUUGUUUUGCAUUCUUUUGUUGGUAAUCUAUUCAUCAAUAUUUUUCAUUUUUUUCACUUUGUGUUUUCAUUAAAAGUGGUGAAUGAUGUGUAUAACAUGGGCUGAUAUUUCUGUAUUUAUCUACAAAUACACCCAACCUUAUUUCAAAAUAAUGAUUAAUGAUUCAUUUGAAUUGAAACUCUAUACCUAGCUCAACCAUUAGUAUCACAUGUAAAAAAAAAAGAAAGAAAAAAAGGCUUUUGGAAUUAUUACCGUUACAGCCCUUCAAUUCAUGAUAUGCAUUUAACAUUUCAAAAGAGCAUAGAGUAAUUUCCAUUGUGACAUCUCACACUCACCACUUUGUGUUUUUAUGUUUUGUGUAUUGUUAAUUCAACCCGUGUCUGCUGUGAUCAUUA
Rhinichthys klamathensis goyatoka is the source of this 1928-nucleotide messenger RNA. It is a transcript of the gene trim54, whose product is annotated as tripartite motif containing 54. The transcript has 9 exons. Gene Ontology annotation, molecular function: zinc ion binding. The coding region runs from base 144 to 1223 and encodes 359 amino acids. NCBI's taxonomy places the organism in Eukaryota, Metazoa, Chordata, Actinopteri, Cypriniformes, Leuciscidae. The record is from RefSeq and is a predicted model, not a curated record.